Molecule: messenger RNA, 2321 nt
Organism: Vigna radiata var. radiata (mung bean)
Lineage: Eukaryota; Viridiplantae; Streptophyta; Magnoliopsida; Fabales; Fabaceae
Product: heat stress transcription factor A-5
Exons: 3
Coding region: 334-1701 (455 amino acids)
Biological process (GO): regulation of transcription by RNA polymerase II
Cellular component (GO): nucleus
Molecular function (GO): DNA-binding transcription factor activity; RNA polymerase II cis-regulatory region sequence-specific DNA binding
Source: RefSeq, a predicted model, not a curated record
UGCAGGAUAGUCAAAGUCAAAGCGCUGGAGAAAAACAUUUUCAUCACCUUAAUCAAUAUGCAUUUAUCUUUCACACAGCGACUUAAGUAAAGGGAUUAGAUAAUAAUAUAGGAUUAAAUAGACAACAGUAAGAGGUGUUGCAUGGUAAAGAAGAUGGUAAGUCGGUGAAUUGGUGUUUACGGAAGUAUCGAUCCGAUAGGGGUUUGUUAACAGAGACAAAGUAAAAGUCAACUGUACUUACGUAAGAUCAAAUAGGAAUAGGAAUAAGAAGUUGCGUGCUGUUGUGUUUUGUGUUGUGUUUGGUUGGAUUGUAUCUAUCAUCAGAAGAAGAAAAUGGAGGGAACAGGGUCAGGAUCAGGUUCGUCAGGUCCGGCAGCUCCGGCAGGUCCAGCACCGUUCCUACUGAAAACAUACGAGAUGGUGGAUGAUUCAUCGACGGAGGAAAUAGUAUCGUGGAGUUCCAACAACAACACCUUCAUCGUUUGGAACCCUGCUGAAUUUUCUCGCCUUCUUCUUCCCACCUUUUUCAAACACAACAACUUCUCCAGCUUCAUCCGUCAGCUUAACACCUAUGGAUUUAGAAAAGUACACCCUGAGCGAUGGGAGUUUGCUAAUGAAGAUUUUGUGAAAGAUCAAAAGCAUCUUCUAAAGAAUAUUCACCGCAGGAAACCUAUCCACAGUCACUCACUCACACAACCCCUCGUGGAUUCGGAAAGGUCCGCAUUUGAGGAACAGAUAGACAAACUUUCACGUGACAAGGCCACCAUUCAAUCCAAUAUUUUCCGCUUCAAACAACACCACUCCGCUGCCAAGACUUAUCUUGAAGAUCUGUGUCUGCGAUUGGAUGGCAUGGAGGAGAGGCAGCAAAAUUUGCUCACCUUCUUUCAAAACGCUCUUCACAAUCCUACUCUUCUUCAACAGAUCACUCGCAAAAUCGAGUCCAUGGAUUUGCUCGCUUAUAACAAGAAAAGGCGAUUACCUCCUCGGCUUGAUGACCGUGACCACGUUGCUGGAAACACCUUAGCUGAAUGUUUUGGAACGGAAUUUGGAAAUGUUUCUCAUCAUGAAUUCUCCGAUAAACUCACACUGGAACUGUCACCUGCUGUUUCAGAAAUGAACUUGGUAGUGUCAUGUAGUACACAGAGUUCAAAUGAAGAAGGAGAAAGCCCACAUAAUAUGAUGCUACCUGAGAUAGCAGAGAUUGCACAGACCGGAGAGUCUCUUAAUUUCGAGAUGCAUUCCUGUUUAUCACGAACCGCCACAGCUUCCGAGAGCCCCAAAUUGGACUCAAAUAAUGAAGAUGGUGACAGUUAUAUAUCCUGUCUUUUGAAUCUAUCUCUGGCAUCUUCUCCACUACAAGCCAAGAGAAACACAUUCCCAGAUAGAUCCACAUUCCCAGAAUUUGGCAAAUUGGAUGGAUCAAAAUUUUGUGCCGAUGAUAUUAAAGAAUAUGACGCUGGAGCCUCUUCAAGCAGAAGUCUAAACGAGGUCACUAAUUUAGCCGAGGCUACCCCAACUGCUCCAGUUAGAGUAAAUGAUGUCUUCUGGGAACAGUUCCUUACUGAAAGGCCAGGUUGUUCUGACACUGAAGGCUCAAUGUCCACCCACAACGUAAAUGCUUAUGUUGCUGAUCAAGAUGAAGGGCGAUCCGUUCAUAGAAUCUCUGGAAAUGUUAUGGACAUGGAUCAGCUCACACUCUGACCAUAUUGUGCUGGAUCCUUAAUACUAGUUUUGAUAUUGAGUGUUAUGUAACAGAGUACCAUCCCUUCCGAAUAUAGAAGGAUCAAUUCAUUUCGUCUUUAUAGCAAUUACAUCCAACUGGCUCAUACAAUUUCUUUCUCCACGUCAUAAAGUUGGAUGAUAUUGCUUGUGACUAUUGUCAGAAUAUGAAAGAUGUAUACUUGUCAAAAUAAGCUUCUAUGGCAUUAUAUUAUCCAGUUUUUGCCUGAAUCUGUUAGUCGUUGUUGGUUGUUUUAAAUGGUAACAUCUCUGUAAAAUAGCUUAUACGGCGGUCAUAUUUUUCACUGGAUGGUAGUAAAAGUUUGCCUAAAAUGAUAGAAUCUGGACAGAAGUUGGAAAGAUGUUGAGCAGGUUCUAAACAUUAUUCAGAAACAAUUAAAUAUUGGGUGUGCUAUGUCUGGUCACUUGUGGGAUUUUCAUGGGACCCUUGUCCAACUGUAUUUGUAAGAACCGAAGAUGAUCCAUGUGGCGUUGUUGUGUGAAUGUGAAAUGUAGAAAGGCUAAAAGGCUUAGUUUGAAAACUUUGACUUGGCUGAUUACAUUUGAAAUGAAUAGUAGAAUCUGUAAACGUGAAUCUUGGU